ACGGGCCUGUCAUUUAAAGAGAUUUUAUUCAAGGCAAAAAUACAGAGAGGAAUAGAGAAAGACGGUCGAUAGAUCAUGUGUGGCGCCCCAGCGGUUCAACUUACUAUGGGGUAGAUGAGUGUAUUGAACUGUGCAUGGAGAUCGAUAUUCCAAUUUUGUUUGUUCGUGUGUGUUUUGUGUUGUUGUUUUUUUUUUGUUUGUUGGUUUGUAUUUUUGUUGGUGUGUUUUUUUUUCGUUUUUUUUUUGUCUGUGUUUGUUUGUGUGUGUGUGUGAGUCAGAGAGAGAGACAGAGACACGCUAUUCAUCUUUGAUUUCUAGAUAAGUUUAAGGAUUUAAAUAAACUGUUAAUUCUGUGCAUGGUGAACGAAUGAAUGGAAAUUUCAGGGUCUAUUAGUUGUUGAACGGAUGUGUCAUUCAAGAGUUAUCUUUCUCUGCAGUGCACUCAUGAAAACAAAACACACAAUGUAAAAUACAUCUCAAAUCUAUGUAAGGUAAACUAAAUAUAAUAAUUAUGCAUCAUUUGAUAACACUCCAAAAAUAUUGAUCUUAAAGUAGAGGGAACAAAAUAUAUGCUAAGGAAAUCUAAAAUAAUGCUAAACUAUGUGUGAUAGAUUUAUCUGAGUUCUACGUAGAAAAGGGGGCAAGAAUGAGUGGCGACUUAAGUUCUAAAUCCAGCCUCAGAAUAUCCAGUCAAAUACUGCUGGAUAGCCUAAAAGCUUUCAAAACGCCCAAAGGUCAGAGUUCAAAUGUAUUACCGCCCCAGCCAGAUAUGUCGUGCACGAACAAUCCAUCAAUACCAGCACAGAGGGUAGUCAAACUCUUUGAAGAGGCCAGUCGCAAGGCGAGUGUGGCCGUUCUGCUUGAGUACAUCAUUGACAACCUGGACAGGUUUGCGGUGUCCCUGGGAACGGAGCUGACGCAACUGCUGCAGCAGCACAAAAGGAUUCUUUACAGGUACAAAAACGAGGCAAGGACUGUGAACGACUUUAUGGACUCCCAGGAGUUAUGCUUCAUGGCAGAUCAGCUGCAGGAAGGGCAGUCAGCGACCGACGCCAGUAAAAAAAUCUCGUUUUCUUUCUUCGACGAAUUCGACGAAUUCGAUUUGGGUGAGGGUGAAGGAGAAGAAAUGGACUACCACUUGCCAACGGCGUCGCCGCGGAAAGUGCGCGAAUUCCCAAGCAGUUCUACCGUCACUUGUCGUCUGCCAGUGCUCAGAGAGCAAAUUCUCAAAACACGGUCUGGAACAUCCAUCACGCCUCUGUCCGGUAAACCAAGCGGGUAUUCGGCAGGGAAAGAUAACGCUAAUUCUACGACAGUGUUUGCCGAACCAGAAGACGAUGGCCAAUCAGAGGCAGCGGCUGAAAGCAAUGAUUACCGAAAAGACUUUAAUCAGUCUGCUCGACCAAUGUUUAUGUCUCAAUCCGAAUCCUUCAAAAUUACCCGAAAUUCCUCGCUCGAUGUUAUUGAGUCAGCUGCCAAAUUGUUGGUUGAGAAUGAAGACAAGAAGAAAAAGAAGCUUCUCAUUUUGCCCUUUAAGCUGAACACGAAACUUUUUGAGGCUAUGCAGAAAGAGACGAUCUUUCAAGACGCCGUGAGAAAGAUGUGCAACAUAAUUGGCCAGCUGACAGAGUCGUCUCGAAUCAUCUUCAAGAAAUUCAUCAGCGACCCUUCCGCUUUGGAAUUGGUUCAAAAGUGCAUUCAGCAUGACACAAUUGAAGGAGAGUUCGUGAGCCUGAUGGAAGAGUUCAGGGAAGUGACCGAGUUCAGAAUGUUCACCACUCCGGAACAGCAGAAGGAGAGGCUCCAGUACAUGGAGGAUGCGUCACGGCGGGACAAAGUCAACAAGAAGAUACUGAACAGGCUGAACAGGGAACUACAGAAGAUGUGUAACAUCCAAGAAGAUAAAGAGUAUGUUAAGAAAAUCACUUUGCUGGAGCACCUUCAGAUGGACACCAUUCAAAUAGAGAAGUUUUCAGGGGAAGCAAUCAGGCGCCACCUGGCGGAAAGUGAGAAGCAGAAGAUGACCGAGGAAAAACAGCUGGACGAGAAGACGAUGGACCUGAGGCAGGAAAUAGUCGAACUUAUGGAAAUCACGGAGAGCACUGUUAUCAAGAACAAAGAAUUGGAAAAUGAACUACGCAGUGAGAAGUAUAAAAUGGAGAACGAAUUGGAUGCAUGCAUAAGAAAAUACGACGAGGAAAUGAUUCGUAAAAUGGAAAUGUACGAAUAUAUUGAAAUGAACUACAAGGAUGAGAAAGCUCAGCUUGCAGAACUGGAGGAAUAUUUCGCAGAUCUGGAGAAAGAGUACAUGUUUAUCAUGGAGGAGAGACGAGCCGCCAGGAACGCGGUGCAGAUUAUGAGGCGCACUUUCAGGGGCACCGCCACUGCCGUGAGGCUGAUCCAAGCCUUCUACAGGUCAUUUAAAGUCCGAAAAGCCAUCCAAGCAGAAGCCAAGCGGAGAGCCAAGGCGGCAAAGAGGAUGGCAGCCGCAGCCAAAAACAACUGAUAGAUUCAAGAAUGCGAUUGGUUAGGCAGACACCGUUCGUCCAAUGAAAAGACUACUACCACACAGGCUAUCUACAUCAGUAUUUAUUAGCUCAUCAAGAAAUAAACAAAUAAUGUAAGGAAUAUGGAUCAUCUUCCUAAAGCCUUAGCUUUUUUUUUUAAAUCGUAAAUAUUUCAAUUUGUAAUGAAAAGGAAUACGCUUUUCGUGCUGCCAACUAUGUAUAUUUAUUCAACAAAAUUAAAAUCAAAUGAAUACUUAAAA
Molecule: messenger RNA, 2767 nt
Organism: Biomphalaria glabrata
Lineage: Eukaryota; Metazoa; Mollusca; Gastropoda; Planorbidae
Exons: 5
Coding region: 647-2506 (619 amino acids)
Molecular function (GO): protein binding
Source: RefSeq, a predicted model, not a curated record